Molecule: messenger RNA, 447 nt
Organism: Hydatigera taeniaeformis
Lineage: Eukaryota; Metazoa; Platyhelminthes; Cestoda; Cyclophyllidea; Taeniidae
Source: the annotation of a GenBank genome assembly
AUGGUGGAAGAAGAAAAGGAGGAGGAGGAGGAGGAGGAGGAGGUUAAAACAAUGCUAACUUCAGAGUGGACUGAUUACUUUUGUAAGGAGGAGGAGGAGGAGGAGGAGGAGGAGGAGGAGAUGGAGGAGCAGGAGGAGCAGGAGGAGCAGGAGGAGCAGGAGGAGGAGGAGGAGCAGGAGCAGGAGGAGGAGGAGCAGGAGGAGGAGGAGCAGGAGGAGCAGGAGGAGGAGGAUGAGGAGGAGGAGGAGGGGAUUGGGACACUCUCGAGACCGCCCCCAUACGCCUCCCAAUCUCGUCAAGGUGAACUCAGGAAGGAGGCACAGUUCAAUCCACUCAAGGUCACCAUGUUACCCUCAACAAUCGUCUCAGCCACUUCCGUCAACUGGCAGCAAAAGGCUCUGCUGCUGGACUUGAGUGACACAACUGACAUGCUGACACAAGACUGA